This is a messenger RNA of Pogonomyrmex barbatus (red harvester ant), 3984 nucleotides long. RefSeq lists its product as uncharacterized. Gene Ontology annotation, molecular function: protein binding. NCBI's taxonomy places the organism in Eukaryota, Metazoa, Arthropoda, Insecta, Hymenoptera, Formicidae. The record is from RefSeq and is a predicted model, not a curated record.
UGUAUUUACAUUUAUAUUUACAUGAUUUUCUUCUCUUGCAACGUGUUAUCUCAAUUAAUUAACUUUAGAGGGAAAUUCGCGCGUGUGGGAGCGAGACGCGCGGCGAGGGCAUGCGGUGGGGGAAAGAAGGAAAGAGCGGAAACACGCGCGGGAGAAAGACGCGACGAGGGGCCGUAGUAUGACGAACGCGAGGCAACCGGCGACGAUGGUGCGGGCAGUCUGCGCACGGACAUCGAUCGAGGUUCACGUUCCAUCCACUCCCCGAAAUUCUCGAUUGUUUCCCGAGUCGCGAUUACCGAUACGUCACGCACAGGGACAAGGAGAAAGAUAAAAAGAGAAAAAAACGAACCAGAGAAAGAGAGAGAGAAGGAAAGAGAGAGAGAGAGAGAGAGAGAGAGAGAGAGAGAUAUACCGCAGUAUCCUAUGCGGCAAUCGUGAAUUGCGUGCGUCGUGACAGUGCGAUGACACCUGUGCCUUUCCGAGAGGAACGAACCGUCAGUAUUGCAGCUGUGGGGGUGUUUUUCCGCGCUGCAUCAUAAGAAUUUCGUAAAGCGACCGGAAGACGUCGGUUCAUCAGUGUCUUCUUCGCGUCCGGUAGAGAGCUAGACGAUGUUUAAACGCCUGUCGAAGUCGAGGCGCCACAGCGCCGAUGAUGUCGCCCUUUCUUUAUCGAACGCGACGGUUCCGCUGGACGAGCUGUCGGCGACUUCAAUGCCGCGGACGGACAGCCAGAAUCUGGAAACCACCGCCCUGUUGAAGAUCUCCAGAACCAAGUAUACCCGGAGAAGCUGCGACGACACGCCCGCGGCGAGGCGGCUGCGGCAGACGUUGCUCGAAAUGGAGCAGGACAACGAGCAGGACAACGAGCAGGACAAUGAGCAGGAUGUCAUCGAGGCUGACUAUCAAACGGUUACUGCCGUGCCGGCCUUCAUCGUCGAGCACGAUCCGAGUAAGCAACGAGCGUCGUUGCGUCCGGGGGAAUCUAGGAUUUGGGGUCUCAGGAUCCCAAAUUUGUUCGAUUCGUUUCGGGGAACUAGACGUGAGAGUCUCUGCUCCACGGAAAGGUCCAACGCUGUCGAACACAACGGCAUCAAUAAUAACAAUAGCCUCAACAAUAACGACACUAGUACUAGCAACAAUAACAUUGACCAUCAAUUAAGCAAAGUACACUUGGACGAGAGAACAAACAGAAAGUUACCAGCGGCUUGUCACCGAUCCCCGUCUCCGUUCAAAUCCUUCUUCAUCCGGAUGGGUUCCACCGGCAUGCUCAAUUCGACCAGUAGAAGCAACAGAAGAUCUCAAAAUAUGGAGGAGAGAAUGCCGGACAAGGAGAGCCUGUUCAGGAGCUGCAGUACCAGCCAAUUGAACAGCAGUCCGACCUACGUGAAGGGCGACGACCCCUCGGAAGGUAUAGACCUGCAAAUAGCCGCGCGAAAGGACAAGACGGUGUCCUGCGACGACCUGGCGGGUCACCGGGGUAACGAUCAGAGGAUCUUCAAGCCUCGCGCGCACAGUGAUCCUUGCGCCUCCGUGUAUUCCCUCGGUAGCCCCUCGGUGAGCUUCAGCACCUGUGACCUCGAGAAAACGAAAAACGAGCCGUUUAUGAGGAAGAGCAGCAGCUGCGAUCUGAAAGAGACGAAAAAGUCCAACUUCCCGUACGCGUUCUUGCGAUCGAAGCUGUCGGUAUUGCCGGAAGAGCGUCACGGAUCGUUGGUCUCCAAGGACGAGAGGCUCUUCAAGACCGUGUCGGAGGAGCAUUUUCCGACUCUGCAGAUCGACGACUCGUACAUCAACACCACGACCCUCGGGCGAAAGAGAUCGGGAUCGAGGAUCGGGAGGAACGGCCACGGCCUCGAUGCGCGGAAUCAGGAGAAUGCCUCGCGACUGGGUCGGACUUCUUACCCGGAAUUCCAGAGGCACUCCAGCAGCAGAUUCGAAGCCGACAGGUACAGCCUGAAUGCCAGCCGCCUCGAAGGAAUCGAAGCCGGACUUCAUCGGGAGGGUAUCGCUGGCUGCUACAGCCUGUUCGAUGGAAGUCUGCUGUCCCUUCGGGAGAAUAACGACUUUCGACACACCGAGGAUACCGCGCGCGAUAAGACGGACUUUGCUGCCGGCAGACUCGAGUCCGGGAUAACGGAGAAUUGUGGCGUCGAUCUCAACGCCAUGAUGAUGACCGCUCUCAGAGGCAGCAACCGACGGAACUCGAUAUCGAGCUGCGAGCAGAGGCUGUCGUCUCACUACGUCAGCUCGAACGAGUCGGGCUACGACAGCGACGGGCCGCGGGGUGAAUUUGGGGUGGCAACUCUGGAGAACGAGGGACUGAAGUGUAGUUCGGACACCAGCAGCGUUGUCGAUUCGGAGGCGGACAAACCCAUAAGAUGCUCCACCCCGAGCGAGUACCAGGAUCAGGAAAACACCCAUACCGCUGACAGACUCAGGCAGAAUUCCGACGUGGAUGAGAACAGACCGGACGCGAUUUCUCGGAUGAAUCUCGAAGGAAUCGACGGUCUCAAGUGGCAUCGUAGCGGCUCCGGGCGGAUGCUGCCCAUCAUUCACGGAACGUCCUUCGAGGAGGAGGCCGUGUCACGGCUGGAAGAUACUCCACUUCCAAACUACGAGGACAGAUUGAAUCUUCUGUCGGAUACGACCAAGAUGCUGGAUGUCUCGCCUCAUCGUAUGAGAUUGCAACAAGACAAAACGAGGUUCUUGAGCGAUAUUAUUCAACCGUUAACGAGGGUACGACGAUGUUGCUUGAUAGAGUUGCAUAAAAGAGAUCCCAAGGAUAGUUUGGGGAUCCGACUGGCGCAACAGAGACUAGGAUAUCUGCGAUACAUCGUUGUGCAACUAGAAAGCGAUGGCAUCGCUCAUAGGGAUGGCAGAUUGAGAUUGGGCGACGAGAUUGUCGAAGUCGAAGGUAAAGAACUUAAAACGCUGGAAAGCCUCGAGGAGGUUCAAGAGUUUUUGAGGUCCUUUACCGGUAAUACGGUACGACUGACAACGGCGUAUGAGGAGACGGUGCCGCAAGUAUACGAGAAUCCGCCAUCGACUGUACCUGGCGAAUACGAGUACCUGGAAAACGCGAAAAAUCUGUCCAGCAUGUCGUUGAUCGACAGCGAAACGAAUCACGCUUCCGCAUCGGUCGAGAAGAAGAAGAAGAAGAAAAUAAUCGGCGACGGCGACAUGGAGCCUCUUCAGCCACGGAAGAGGCCUGACUUCCUGCCGCUCUCGUGUUUAUCCGAAAAUCAAAAGAAUAUCCGCAGCAACGUGGAAUCCGCCACGGAAUCGCAGCACUACCUGACGAGACACGUGGCCAGAUUCGAGAAGGGCUACGGCAAGCCCAGUUUAGGCUUCAGCGUUGUAGGUGGCAAGGACAGCCCCCGAGGUGACAUGGGGAUCUUCGUGAGGAGAGUCUUUCCCGGCGGGCAGGCUGACAUUUCCAGAUCGUUGCUUCAAGGUGACGAAAUUUUAAGUUUAAAUGGACAAAUUUUGAAAGGCCGCACGCAUCAGGAAGUCAUCGAGUUGUUUAAAACGGUGAGAGAGGGUACAGUCGAAUUAGAGAUUACAAGAAGACACAGAUAUUCCAAAAGUACGUUGAAAAGUGCGCCAUAUUAAUUAUACAAUAGGACGGAGAAGAAACUGCCCACCGGAAGUGCUCCUUAGAUUUAGGCAUAAUCUAUUAUCGUUCACAUGGAGAAAACGGCGUUUUAGAAUUCUAGUCUAUCAAAAGAAAUCUAUCUUUCGACGUUUUUCUCUUACAUAAUUUAUUUCGCGCGACAUAUCUCGAAACUGCCUGAUCUUAUUAUAAUUAGAUUAAUCGUUUUUAUUAUUAUUAGGAUACUCGCGUUGAUUAUGAUAAUAUUAUAAUUAUUGUAUUACCACGUCUUUAACAUAAGAUUUUAUACGAGUAACAUUAUGACAAUGUAGAAUACAUUAUAAACAUUUUUUAAUCAUAGAGGACAAUAAAGAGGAUGUUCUUUAGAGAUA